CAUCCCGAGGUCUCCAGCGCGCGCUCUCCAUACUGAGACAAGUGGAGAGAGAAGAUUUGAGAGUUUAAAGAACGUGCCACUGUCCAACGACGACGAUGUGGAGAUCUCUUCUGCUGCUCAUUUCUCCUCUGAUGCCUUUCUGCGGCGGGGUUUGUUUCGUGUGUCCGGAGAUCUGCCGCUGUUCUCAGAAGAGCAUCAGCUGCAACAGUGCCACAGAGAGCAUGAAGACCAAGACUCACAGCAGACUAGUUCUGAACUACAUCUCACUGACAACCAUCAGCAGUCGCAGCUUCGACGGCCUGAAAGGAGUCAAACGAAUUGAAAUCUCCCAGAGCACCUCGGUGGAAUCCAUAGAGACAGAAGCCUUCAACAACCUUCUGAAUGUCUCUGAAAUCUCAAUCCAGAACACACGGAGCCUGGUUCACAUCCAUCAGAUGGCGUUCAAUCACCUGCCCAAGCUAAGAUAUCUGAGCAUUUCCAACACGGGCAUCACUGUUUUUCCUGAUCUGACCUCCAUCUCCUCCCUGGAGUCCCAUUUCAUACUGGAUAUUUGUGAUAAUCUCCACCUUCGUUCAAUCCCAGCAAACGCUUUCAUCGGAAUGACAAGUGAAUACACAACAAUGAAUCUCUUUAACAAUGGAUUCAGAGAAAUUGAGAGCCAUGCCUUCAACGGAACCAGCAUAGAUAAGCUGGUAUUAAAAAACAACAAAGAUCUACGUGUCAUCCACGAGGACGCUUUCAAAAGAUCUUUUGGUCCUACUGUACUUGACGUGUCAUCCACGCCAUUGGAGACGCUGCCCUCUCAUGGUCUAGAAGACGUGCUGAUGCUGGUGGCCCGUUUAGCGUUCGCCCUAAAGAGAUUGCCUCUGCUGAAGGGGUUAAAGAGCUUGAGAGAAGCGCACCUGACGUAUCCCAGCCACUGUUGCGCGCUGCUCAGCUGGGACUCCAACAGGGAGGGGUCCGUUAUUGCUGGAACGAGAAAUGGAUCUUCAAACUGUGGUGACCACAAUCCGUCAGCUAGGAGCUCGUCUGACACCGUGUCGGGUGGCUUCGUCAUGGCGGACGAUCCGCUUCCAUCUGACGUGGCUGGAUCCGUAUCGGCUGAGGAAACUUUUGGAAGUGUGGACUUUCAUUACCCAGAGCUAGACUUGUGUCAGCGCAGACCGCCCCUCCAGUGUAGCCCUGAGGCGGACGCCUUCAACCCCUGCGAGGACAUCGCUGGUUUCGGGUUCUUGAGGGUGGCCAUUUGGUUCAUCAAUGUCUUGGCCAUUGCGGGCAACCUGACCGUGUUGCUCGUGAUGUUUACGAGUCGCUGCAAGCUGACCGUCCCGAGGUUCCUCAUGUGCCACCUGGCCUUCGCUGACCUCUGCAUCGGCGUGUAUCUCCUCAUGAUCGCCGCCGUGGACCUCAGCACCCGCGGGCACUACAGUCAGCACGCCAUCGAGUGGCAAACGGGAGUGGGGUGUGGCAUCGCCGGGUUCCUGUCGGUGUUCGGUGGCGAGCUGUCCGUCUACACGCUGUCCUCCAUUACCGUGGAGCGCUGGCACACCAUAACUCACGCUCUGAGGCUGGAGAGACGCUUGGGCCUGAGUCACGCUUCGGUUAUCAUGGUGGUCGGAUGGCUGCUCUGUCUCGGCAUGGCGCUGCUCCCCCUGAUGGGUGUAAGCAACUACAAUAAAGUCAGCAUGUGUUUGCCGAUGGACAUCGAGACUCCUUUAUCCCAGGCGUAUGUCAUACUCCUGCUUCUCUUCAAUGUGGGAGCUUUCCUGGUGAUUUGCAGCUGCUACGUGUGCAUUUACUCCGCCGUGCGCAACCCGGAGUUCCCGGGUCGUGCCGCCGACGCCAAGAUCGCCAAACGCAUGGCCGUGCUCAUCUUCACUGACUUUCUGUGCAUGGCGCCCAUCUCGUUUUUCGCCAUCUCCGCCGCCUUCAAGGUCCCUCUCAUCACCGUGACCAACUCCAAGAUCCUCCUGGUGCUCUUCUACCCCAUCAACUCCUGCGCCAACCCAUUCCUCUAUGCCAUUUUCACCCGGGCGUUCAGGAAAGACGCCUGUAUUCUCCUGAGUUCCAUGGGCUGCUGUGAGAGCAAAGCUAACUUGUACCGGAUGAAGGCGUACUGCUCGGAGAACAUUAACAGAAGCAAAAGCAGUUCUGGAUCCAACACCAAAGCCCCUCGAGCUGUCGUGUGGAUGUCCACGUUCCCUCAUGUGGCACCGCGAUCCCAGCUGCAAUGAGUCUAGAACAAACGCUACACAAACAUUUCUUGUGACCAUCGCGAGGUCAUGAGCUUAGACUCUUAAUUUAUCGUUGUAUUAUAUUUUUAUGGGGCAUUUUAAGAGCCAAGUUUUUCUGGCUCUUCCCUUGAGACUGUGAAAGAGCAAGAUGAUGGUUUCAGAGGACAAUGUGCCUCAUUUUCUCUCAUAUCUCACAAGGCAUUGACUUGUAAUUCAGAAGAUGAGCAGGUGUUUUCAGAGAGAAUCGGGGUAUCAGGGUAUUGAAGAUGCACAAAAUGGCUUUUGUUAAUGGGUAAAAUGCAUCAUAGAUGCUGUAGAUGAUGUCUACAUUAUGUCACAGUUUUACAAGGUCUUACAUUGUUGCACAUAAUACCUGGAAAAGUGAGAAGCAUCAUUCUGGUUUUAAAUCAAUUUUUGGUCAAGCUAAAAUGUGCUUUUUACAAGCUAUAACGUGCAUUUUGGUCUAAAAUAAUUUAUUGUAGCUGAAUACUGUGUAAAUAACAUUCCAUGUUGAACCGAAUUCCAUUUGUUGAUUGCAAUUUAAUUGUGAAAAUAAUGGUCAUUUAAGGAUUGUUGUUUUUGAAUGUUUGUUGUUUGCGAGGCAACUUUUGUAAAUCUAAAAGGGAUAACUUAUUAAAGUUUUGUAACUUUAAUUAUCACUGAUGUUUACAGAAAUGGUUCCGGUCUGUUUUAUAGUAUAAAAGUGCGCCACACUGUGGUCAGUUUUCGGUAUGUGCAC
Messenger RNA from Triplophysa rosa, 2973 nucleotides. It is a transcript of the gene lhcgr, whose product is annotated as luteinizing hormone/choriogonadotropin receptor. Gene Ontology annotation, cellular component: membrane. Gene Ontology annotation, biological process: luteinizing hormone signaling pathway; ovulation cycle process; male gonad development. Gene Ontology annotation, molecular function: thyroid-stimulating hormone receptor activity; luteinizing hormone receptor activity. Bases 96 to 2234 code for a protein of 712 amino acids. Lineage: Eukaryota; Metazoa; Chordata; Actinopteri; Cypriniformes; Nemacheilidae. The transcript has 11 exons. The record is from RefSeq and is a predicted model, not a curated record.